CGGCGGCUGGGGAAGAUGCUGCAGUCCCUGGCCGGCAGCUCGUGCGUGCGCCUGGUGGAGCGGCACCGCUCGGCCUGGUGCUUCGGCUUCCUGGUGCUCGGCUACCUGCUCUACCUGGUGUUCGGCGCCGUGGUCUUCUCCUCGGUGGAGCUGCCCUACGAGGACCUGCUGCGCCAGGAGCUGCGCAAGCUAAAGCGGCGCUUCCUGGAGGAUCACGAGUGCCUGUCGGAGCAGCAGCUCGAGCAGUUCCUGGGCCGGGUGCUGGAGGCCAGCAACUACGGCGUAUCGGUGCUCAGCAACGCCUCGGGCAACUGGAACUGGGACUUCACCUCCGCUCUGUUCUUCGCCAGCACGGUGCUUUCCACCACAGGCUAUGGCCACACUGUGCCCUUGUCCGAUGGGGGUAAGGCCUUCUGCAUCAUCUACUCGGUCAUCGGCAUCCCCUUCACGCUCCUGUUCCUGACGGCCGUGGUCCAGCGCGUCACCAUCCACGUCACCCGCAGGCCUGUCCUCUACUUCCACCUCCGCUGGGGCUUCUCCAAGCAGGUGGUCGCCAUUGUCCAUGCCGUUCUCCUCGGGUUUGUCACUGUGUCCUGCUUCUUCUUCAUCCCGGCAGCCGUGUUCUCUGUCCUGGAGGAUGACUGGAACUUCCUGGAAUCUUUUUAUUUUUGUUUCAUUUCCCUGAGCACCAUUGGUCUGGGGGAUUAUGUUCCUGGAGAAGGCUACAAUCAGAAAUUCAGAGAGCUCUAUAAGAUCGGGAUCACAUGUUACCUGCUACUUGGCCUUAUUGCCAUGUUGGUAGUUCUGGAGACCUUCUGUGAACUCCAUGAGCUGAAGAAAUUCAGGAAAAUGUUCUACGUGAAGAAGGACAAGGAUGAGGACCAGGCACACAUCAUAGAGCACGACCAGCUGUCCUUCUCCUCCAUCACAGACCAGGCAGCCGGCAUGAAGGAGGACCAGAAGCAGAGCGAGCCUUUCGUGGAUGCUCAGUCACCCGACUGCUCUGAUGGCUCCGUGAACCAUUAAGCUUAGGGCUUUGCUACAUCGCCCUGGAGCUCCGGGGCAGGGAGGGACAAGAUUAUUUUUGUUCGUUUUUAUAAGAAUGUAAAAGCUGAGGUGGUGUUUUUACGAAUAUAUGUUGUUUGCAAUAUAUAUUUAAAAAAGGAAGAUUUUACUCUGGAGGAAUGUUAAAUAUCUGAAGAAAUGCAAUAGGUUCCUAUGACAAAGUUAUCUAGACUUAUAAGUGAAAAAAUACUUGAAUGCUGCUAUGGAUAGAAGCAGAUUUUAUACUUUAAAUUGGGGACUUUGGGGUUUACAUUUAAAUCAGUUAGCUGGUGGCUCAAUAGCAACAUUUAUAUUUACAAGCAAGAAAAGCAUAGAGAUGUGUUUUAUAAAUAAGUUUAUGUGUACUGGCUUGCAUGUGCCCAAACAAAAUCCUUAUUUUUGUAGAAUCUAAGUUAAACCUACUAUUUAUAAUGAAUAGGUAACCACUAACAAUGUAUAUAUGAAGUAUAAAUAUGUUUAUAACCUGUAUAUAAGGCUUAGUUCACCGGUUCCCAGCAUACUCUUAAUCCAAGGUUGUAGAUAUCUUUUCUUUUGAUUUCUCUUUUUACUAAAUAAUCAAGAGUUGCUAUAAUAAAGUAGGGGAAUAAUACAGUUGAGUGAAUUAUUCUAGUAUUCUUCUACAAUGAAUGUUUCUACCCUCUUGCAGUAGUAUGAUAUCAGACAUCUAAAGUAUUUGUAAGCAUUUUUCUGGAGUUGAACAGGUAAUGUAGAAUAUGAGCUGUAAAAAAGACCAAGACAUUUUGUUUUGAAAACACAUUGUGAUACGCAGCUACCUAGUAAUAAAGCCCAGAUCAUAAAUUCAGAAGCCAAAAGGAACGGAUUCUGUCAAACUGAUCAGAGAUUUUUUUAAUUUAUAAAUUGAUAUAAAUAAAAAUCAUAGCUUGUUGCAACCUUAUGCUUUACUAUAUCAAGAAAAUUUUUCCUCCAUAUAGAUAAUAUGUAUAUACUCCUGUAGAAAAACCAUAAAUGCAAUAGUAAAGUGAUAUACCUAGGGCACAACUAAGAAUUUCAGAAAAGAAAAUUAGAACCUGCAUAAUAAUUAAUGCUCAGUGACCUGCUAACUGAGUCUCAUUUCCAGGUCUUUGUGACAGUCACUGUCCUACUGAUGAACCACCCAAUCAGAACCUCCGUGCAUUUGGGAACUUACUCAGUAACUGCCACACCUUCUGUGUUACCUGCCCCCCUGGCAUACCACUCCCAGCCCUGUCCUGACCACUGCUGCAUUAGCCUCACACCUGUACCCUGGCUUAUAACAGGGUUCUUCUUAAUUGUAUAAAAUCCCAUCUCAUCUCAGAGCAACAAAACUUCGACUUCAUAUCUCCCUGGUAUUCUGUAGGGUGAACUGUCAUCAGCACAUCCUUUCCAGUGUUUAAUUCCCACAAUAGUGUUCUGUUCCCCCAAAUCUUGGUCAUGCUGCCCCAUCAGCACGUUUCUCUCUAUUCCAUGCUGACUUCAUCUCCGCAGUGGAAAGUGGCUCUCAUGCAGGAUAGAUCAUUGAUGAAGGCAUGAACAGAGAGACCCCACAGAGAAUAGGAACAUGCAUCAUGAAUGUGACCAGGUCUAGAAGGUUCACAACGCUGAAGAAUAUAAACCACAGAAAUGUUGGAUUAUCCAGUAGUGUCAUUGUAGUUUUUCUGUAGGAAAAGACUGGAAUGCCCCCCUGCUACUUGAUUCCUACACGAGAGGGGUGUGCAAAAUACAGGAAAUGAGGACGUACAUAAAUAGAAAAUUCUGAAUCAAGAUGUCUGUCAUUAAUAAGUAACAGAGUGCCAGGCACUGAAUUUUCACAGCAUUCAUGAAUCUGCAGAGAACACCCUAAACCCUCAUGCCCUUCAGACUGUCUUUGUUGUUUUUAAUGUGAAGUGUCAGGUACAAAAAUGGAGCAAAUUUUGCCUCCUGCACCCAGUCAGAUAGAAAGUGUAAGGGAGGAUGUCCUUGAACUUGCUUUUUGUCACAGACUGAUGGAAAGAUUCUGCUCUGUGGUCCUGAGGGGGAGUGAUCUGGGUCAUCCAAAGAACAGAAGCAGCGUCCCUUCAGGGGACAGCGGGGAAGUGGGAGGCAGGCCAGGGCAGUGUUCACGAUGGUACCCACUCACUGGUUGAAAGUGAGAGUAUAUAGAAUGGAGUUGAAAGUGAAUACUGGAGACAAGAGUUCUGAGUAGAGUAUCAGCUCUUGGGCAGGACCCAGCUCUUGGGCAGAAGUUUUCUAGAUUGCAUUGAUAACCUUGCAAAGUGCCCACCGCUGCAGCAGAAAUCAUUAUUGCAGUUGUCAACCCUCCUGGCCUCCAGACCAGCAACUUUAAAGUGUCCCCUUGGGGACAGCUGCCAGAGCUGGGGUUGUAGUACCUGUGGGAGGUACUGACACACUGUAGCAAAGUCAAGGUUGAAUGCAAAGGUAGGGUCUCCUUGCCUACAUUCUCCUCUAGCUUCAGCAGUGGUGGUCCUCCAGCUCCAGCAGUGGUGCAGGACAGGCCGAUGCAGUGGUGCAGGGUAAACCAGACACAUGCAGUGAGGCUGAUUCAGUAAGGCAUGAGGAGUCCAUCUCCUCUAGCUAAAAGAGGUGUGCAAAAAGCCAUCCUCACACUCUGGCUCCAGGAAAGCACAAAAAGGUGCCAGUAGUGCCUCAGUUCCUGGAGAAAGUUCCUGCACACCCUUUCUCUCCUGGUAAGUGCUUUAAGGUUUGAUGAGUAUCCUUUAUGUAAGACUCGGAUGCUUUUCAUAUUGCACCUUUGUACUGGGUCCCAGUUGAGUCUGCAUGCUUGUCUGUUAAAGUCAGAUCCUGUGACCCACACUGCCUCUUGGUCUCCUGUGUGCAAGCCCCUGUGGUUUUUAAAGCUAGGUGUUUGGGGAGGAUCUGUUCCUCUGGUGCAGGUGUGGGGUUCCUCUGGUCGAGUAUGGUGUGGAACAUGAACCCCUAAGUCCUUAGGGAGAGAGAUUGGAGAGAUUAGGAGAGAGAUUGCAUUGGUAAAAACCUUGCAAAGUGCCUGCCGUUACAGCAGAAAUCAUUAUUGCAGUUGUCAACCCUCCUGGCCUAUCAUCUUUCUGAAAAGAUGAUGCAUGCAAGCCCUUUAGGUGAAGCAAAAGGUAUUAUUUUUUGCUGAAGAUAAUUUCCCAGACAUCUCACUUAUCUAUUAGGUGUUGUCAGACAACCUCAGCUUUCUAAAGUACAGUAAGGAACCCAGAAGUAAAUGAAAAUGCUUUUAAGUGUUUUUCCCAACCUGGCAAUAAAUCACACUUAGUAAAAUAUAAGUCCCCUCUUUGCCUUACUCAGACAUACGCAUACUUACUUUACCCACAUUUCUAAAAAAUGUCUCUGCUUUCCCCAUCCACAGAAAAGAAAGGAGAGUAUUGCUACCCAAGAGUUUUUAAAUUUUGUGUUAGCACAGUUUUCAUGCUACAACUUUUGGUGGCUCAUGUUCAAAAAAUGUUUCAGUGCAUGUUGACAACAAUUAGCAUUCAAUCCCUUAGGCAGCUGGUGUGAUCCUGUGCAAGCACCCCGAGUUCCUGCACCCGCCCUGGCCUCCCAUGUCACUUAAAGUCUGAGAAAACCAGUUUGCUGCCUGCCCACCCUGUUGUGUACUUGAAAGGAAAAAUGAUCGCAUCCUCCAAGAACAUGACAACUUCUCUCAUUGCUAGCAAGUUUUAUCUAUUCUAAGUCAAAUGGCAGGACAUACUCAGGUCAAUAUGAUUGUAAAAGUAUGAAUACUUGUGGAAAAAAUAUUUGCUUGGUGACCUGUGUGGGGUUAGUGAAUCCAAGGCACUCUGCCACCCUCAUUGAGAACUGUGGGUUAGCUGCUAGUAAGAACAUAGAGACAGAAAAAAAGAAAAAGAACCACCUCCAGAGCUCUCAUUGGCAGGAGCAAAUAGACCCCCAGGCCAGCACAGUAUUUCUUUUUUAUUAUUUCAACAAUUUUCAUAAUAACAUUAAUCAUUUUAAUAUGUUCUAAAUAAGAGAAUGGGGAAAAUUAAGAUG
This is a messenger RNA of Talpa occidentalis (Iberian mole), 5037 nucleotides long. RefSeq names its product potassium two pore domain channel subfamily K member 1 (gene KCNK1). Gene Ontology annotation, molecular function: potassium ion leak channel activity. Gene Ontology annotation, cellular component: membrane. NCBI's taxonomy places the organism in Eukaryota, Metazoa, Chordata, Mammalia, Eulipotyphla, Talpidae. The transcript has 3 exons. Bases 16 to 1026 code for a protein of 336 amino acids. Gene Ontology annotation, biological process: stabilization of membrane potential; potassium ion transmembrane transport. The record is from RefSeq and is a predicted model, not a curated record.